Molecule: messenger RNA, 4261 nt
Organism: Polychytrium aggregatum
Lineage: Eukaryota; Fungi; Chytridiomycota; Chytridiomycetes; Polychytriales
Product: CBF/Mak21 family-domain-containing protein
Exons: 12
Coding region: 127-4044 (1305 amino acids)
Cellular component (GO): nucleus
Source: RefSeq, a predicted model, not a curated record
CCAUCACCGUCGCUCGAGCACCCCAACCAACUUCCGGCCUGACGAUACCGGCCAGCUGCGAGUCGCCGAGACACACACCCUCUAUCUCUCUCUCUCUACUCUCGAAUUCACUUCAAAGGCUUCUUCAUGUCGCUCGCGGGCUCGGAUGAACUGAAACAGCUGGCGGCCGCCGUCGCGGCUGCUGCACCCACCCCCAAACGGUCCGGAAAGGCCGCUCAGAAGGCCGUCCAGAAGGCCGAUGCCAGCGCCGGAAGCCUAUCCGGUAAUUCGCCAAAACCCAAGGACAAGAACAAGGGACCGGGCAAGCAGACCAGCAAACCGAAAGGAACUGCGGUACUGCUGGAAGAAAUCAAGGCACUUGGGGGUAACGAACGAGACUUGGAUCUGCUGGACGAAGUCCUGAGCGGCUCCGAGGUCGACGAGGAAGAGGCGGCGGCCAUCAAGAAAAAGAAGGACGAAAGGAAGCUCAACAAAGCCAAGAUCGACGAGCAGGGCAUCUUGGCCGAACUGCAGGCAUUCUUCAGCAAGGAUCUGAAGAUGGAUCCAAAAAAAUCGAUGAUCGCGGUCGUUGGCGACGAUGAAGAAAGUGACGAGAACGAGGAUGCCGAUGAAGAACAGGACGCGCCGGCUCCAAAGAGCGCCGCUAAGGAUGCUGCCAAGGGAGCCAAGGGAGCCAAGGACGGCGCAAAGAACACCAAAGAUGUCGAGAAGGCAGCCAAGGAUGCCACCAAGGGCUCCAAAGACCAGAAGAAGGAGGAGACUAAGAAGGACGGCAAGGGCGAUACCGGCAAAAAGGAGCAGAACCCCGACAGUUCCAAGAAGGAAUCUGCAAAACAAAAGGCAGGCGACUCUGUCAACCAAGCGAGCACCAUGGACUCAGUGUCGCUGAAGAAGCACAUGCAGAGCUUGCUGGAAGGCAAUCACAACGAGGCCAAGUCCUCCAAGAAAACGCUCAUCGAUCCUGUCAGUUUGUGGCACACCAUUCCCCUUGCCUCGGUGGGCGAUGCUAAAGCCGCUGAGCCAAACGCAAGCCUGGAGAGCCAGAUCAGUCAGCUCUACGAGAAGGGCAAGGCUCUGCUCGACCAAGACAUUGAAAAAUACGAAACUGAGAAAUCCAUGUCGACUGCCGACAAAGAUUUCAUCUCCACCGUCCUGCGAUCCGGUACCACAAACGACAAAUGCUCGGCCCUGACUCUGCUCAUCCAGGAGUCGCCCUGCCACACGCUCCAUCUGCUGCGAGACCAGCUGGUGCACGGCAUGGCCCGCAAGAAGGCUCGAAGAGAGGCCCUGAUGGCGAUUGAUGCCGUCAAGGACCUGCUGCUCGGCACGCUUCUGCCGGACCGCAAGCUUCGGUACUUCCGUGACCAGCCGCUCUUCAGCAGCAAGGUGACUCACAAGCACCUCGCGCUGUGGUACUUUGAGGACUCUCUGAAGAAGCUCUACUUUGAGUUCCUCCAGCUGCUUGAGGAACUCGCCAAGGAUGUCCUCCAGCACGUCAAGAACAGGGUCCUGACACAUAUUCACGACCUGCUGGCCGCCAAGCCAGAGCAGGAGCAGAAUCUGCUCGCCCUGCUUGUGAACAAGCUGGGCGACCAAGACCGCAAGCUCGCCUCAAAAGCCACACAGCUGCUCUCCAAACUGCUCGUCGCUCACCCCGCCAUGAAGAGCGUCGUCAUUGGCGAAAUCGAGCAGCUGAUUUUCCGAGCCAACAUCCAGGACCGUGCGCGCUACUAUUCCAUCACCUUUCUCAAUCAGAUCGUGCUGACCCACAAGGAGGGCGAUGUCAUUGCGGCCAACAAGCUGAUUGCCAUCUACUUUAUGAUCUUCGAGGAGCUUGUCCGCAAGCUCCGUGACGAGAACGAGGCCGAGGCCGAGGGCAAGGACGACAAGGAGCAGUCCGCAGAGAAGACCAAGACCAAAGCGCGAUGGAGGAACUCGGGCGGCAAGAAGGGCAAAGGCGGCAAGACGCAGCAGCAACAGAGCAAGAAGACCGCACACGACCAAGCCCGUCUGAUGUCCGAUGGAAUCGACUCAAAGAUGUUGGCUGCGCUCCUGACGGGUGUCAACCGCGCAUUCCCGUACGCCAAGAUCGAAGAGGAAGUGUUCGAGAAGCACAUGGACACACUCUUCACCAUCUCUCACAUUGGAAGCUUCAACACCUCGAUCCAGGCUCUGACCUUGGUCUUCCAAGUCCUGACAAAUCGCGAGUCGAUCAGCGAUCGCUUCUACCGCGCGCUCUAUGACUCUCUCACCGAUGCUCGCCUCUACCAUGCGUCCAAGCAAGCCAUGUAUCUCAACCUCCUGUACCGGGCGCUGAACAGCGACACCUCGGAGAAGCGUAUCAAGAGCUUUGUCAAGCGCAUCAUCCAAACAUGCGGACACGCCGAUGUGCCGUUCACCUGUGCAAGCCUGUUCCUGAUCAGCGAAAUCUGCAAGAGCCGAAAGUCUCUGUGGCUGAUGGUCACCCAGCCCGAGGAGAACGACUCGGUUGAGGAAUUCAAGGACGCUGACGAUGGCGAUGGCAACAGUCGAUCGCAGUCCGCCGAAAACGAGAACGGCGACGGCAAGCGCACUGGACAUUACAACGGCCGAAACCGCGAUCCGCUUUAUACGCAUGCCGAGGACACGUGUCUAUGGGAGCUGUGCCUGUUCAGCAACCACUUCCAUCCGACCGUCAGUCUGUACGCCAGCACCCUCCUUGCCGGCACCCCGAUCACACUCGCACCCGGAACCAUCAACUACGACCCCCUGCAAAACCACACCCUGACUCGAUUCCUGGAUCGGUUCGUGUACAAGAACCCAAAGAAGGUGGCGACACCCUACAAGGGCACCUCGCUCAUGCAGCCCCGGCCUGGACAAAAGUCAGACGGCCUUUUGGUCCAGGGCGGCAAGAAGCGGGAUGUACUGAUCGAUGUCGGCGAGACCGGUGGCUCCAAGAUUCGUCUGGACGACAAGCCCGUGACCGAGGUUGACUGGGGAACCCGCAAGUCGAUUGCGGCUGAUGAGGCCUUCUUCCGGCAAUACUUUAUCGAAAGGACUCGUCGACAGCAAGAGGAUCUCAAGAAGCACAAAAAGACCCGCAAGGCCAAGACCGAGGACGAGGAUAUCGGUGGCGGCGACGACGAAGACGACGGGGAUGAGAUGGACGAAGACGAGGUCUGGGAUGCCAUGGCCAAGAGCGCUGGAUUCCCCAAGCUGGAAGAUGGCGAGGAUGAAGACGAAGAGAUGGACCAAGACGAGUUUGACCGCCUCAUGAAAGAGCACGCCUCGGACAACGACGAAGAAGAUAAUGACGACGAUGACGAUGGCGAGGGUGCCGAGAUCGACAGCGCCGACGAAAUGGCUGCCUGGGCUGGCGAUGAUCUGGUUGACGACGAAGCUGUCGCUGACGAUGACGAAGAUGACGACGACGAUGACGAAGCCGCCGCCGACGGUGAUGAAGCUGCGGACGAGGACGCCUGGAGCGACAUUGACAAGGACGAGGACAAGGACGAGGAUGAGGGCGAGGGCGACGCCAACGCUGAAGACGAAGAGGACGAUGAUAUUGACUUUGACUACGGCGCCUCCGACGAGGACGACGAUACUGCCGCUGCCGACGAAGACGACGAGACACCAGCCUCAAAGGCAUCCAAGAAGGCCGACGACAAGAAGAUUCCCAGUCGCAUCCGACGGCUUGCCCAGAAGGCUGCGAGCCUGGGUUACCGCGGCGACUACUUUACCCGGCCCCGCAGCCAGGUCGGCGACGAUUUUGGCGGCGGCGACUUUGCCUCUCUGGAUGACUUUGAUGACUUGAUCACCCAGUUCGAGCACGAGGGCGAGGACGAUGGUGGUCGUGAACUCGGCGACUAUGCCCAGACGGUCGGCGGGUCCACCAAACGCAAACCCAAGCAGCAACAGCAGCAGCAACAACAACAGCAGCAGCAGCGACCAGGCAAACCGUCCAAGUCGCCAGUCAGCUCAAAGAAGCGGAAACUCGACCAGGACGAGAACGAGUCCCAGGGCUUGCCAAAGUCCAAGAAACAAGGGAAGAAGAAGAAGAACUGAAUACGGCGACGGUACAACCGUGGUUCCGUCGGCUGUGAUUGCGUUUUGGCCCGGGACGACGGGCCAUGGCAAGGGAUGCAGUACCAUCGACGUGUCUGAGGAUUUAGAUGGCUUUCUCCUCCUCUUCCCUCUCAUUUGCUCUGAAUACAGCUUAUCAUACAGCGAGUCGAUCCAGAGGAUGGACUGUGCAGUGGCAACUCGUGAACAGCAGGCGCUG